Chaetura pelagica (chimney swift) is the source of this 981-nucleotide messenger RNA. It is a transcript of the gene CLYBL, whose product is annotated as citrate lyase beta like. The record is from RefSeq and is a predicted model, not a curated record. Gene Ontology annotation, biological process: regulation of cobalamin catabolic process. The coding region runs from base 1 to 981 and encodes 326 amino acids. Gene Ontology annotation, molecular function: (S)-citramalyl-CoA lyase activity. NCBI's taxonomy places the organism in Eukaryota, Metazoa, Chordata, Aves, Apodiformes, Apodidae. The transcript is spliced from 8 exons.
AUGGAGGUGGAAGGAAGGGUGGAUUCUCCUCUGCCAGCUGGUGUUCCUAAGCUUAGUUAUCGCUGUGCAUCAUCUCACAAGUAUGUUCCCAGGCGAGCUGUACUGUAUGUACCUGCGGAUGAUGAGAAGAAGAUAAGAAAAAUCCCAUCACUAAACGUAGAUUGUGCGGUGCUGGACUGUGAAGAUGGCGUGGCUCUGAACAGAAAGAGAGAAGCAAGAGAGACUGUUGUGAAAACCCUUGAAGAGUUUAACUUUGGCCGUGCUGAAAAAUGUGUUAGGAUAAACUCAGUGUCCAGUGGCCUCGCAGAAGAAGAUCUAGAGGUGCUUUUUCAGUCCAAGACCCUUCCUUCAAGCAUGAUGCUGCCAAAGGUUGAAAAUGUUGAAGAAAUAAGAUGGUUUUCAGACAAAUUCUUACAUCACCUAAAAGGCCGAACACUUGUAGAACCAAUGAAUUUUAUCCCCUUUGUGGAAACUGCAGUGGGCUUGCUCAAUUUUAAGGCUGUCUGUGAAGAAGCAGUGAGAACAGGAUCCCAGGUUGGCUUUCAUUUGGAUGCAGUCGUCUUUGGAGGAGAGGAUUUCCGUGCCAGCAUAGGUGCCACGAGCAGUAAGGAAACUCAUGAUAUUCUAUAUGCCAGGCAAAAAAUAAUAGUGACAGCAAAGGCAUUUGGCCUUCAAGCAAUAGACCUUGUUUACAUCGAUUUCCGAGAUGAAGACGGGCUCCGCAGGCAGUCAAGAGAAGGUGCCUCCAUGGGAUUCACUGGUAAGCAGGUGAUUCACCCCAACCAAAUUGCUGUUGUCCAGGAACAGUUCUCUCCAAGCCCUGAAAAAAUAAAGUGGGCACAAGAACUGAUUUCUGCUUUUGAAGAACAUCAGCGAUUAGGCAAGGGAGCGUUUACUUUCCAGGGGAGCAUGAUCGACAUGCCAUUACUGAAGCAGGCACAGAACAUUGUUACGCUUGCCACAGCCAUCAAGGAAAAAUGA